AUUUUCUACUUUCCUUGCAGAAAUACAACUGAACGACUUACACAGAUUGUAACACAACUUCUGAAUAUAUAAGUGAUAUCUGAUAAGAACCUCCUUUUCUAAUCAAGGAAGAAUACUGCAACAAGAAUUUGAAUUUUAUUAACUCCAAAUCUUGAAUAACGUAUUGGGACAUUGUUAUGAGAAUAUUUUUUCAUUCCUUGGUGAUUUUUCUACAUGCUGCCUAAUUGAUAAUAAAUUCAUUCAGAAUGUGAAUUGAUGGAAGAUGUCAUUUUGUUAAACAUGUGUGAAGAUAAUUCAUUUCAUGUUCGUUACAGAAUGGAAGCAUCAUGCCUGGAGCUUGCCUUGGAAGGGGAGCGUUUAUGUAAAGCAGGGGAUUGUCGAGCUGGGGUAUCUUUCUUUGAAGCUGCAGUUCAGGUUGGAACAGAAGACUUAAAAACACUCAGUGCUAUUUAUAGCCAGUUGGGCAAUGCCUAUUUCUACUUGCAUGAAUACGCAAAAGCUUUGGAAUAUCAUCAUCAUGAUUUAACUCUUGCAAGAACAAUUGGGGAUCAAGUAGGAGAAGCUAAAGCUAGUGGCAACUUGGGGAAUACCUUAAAGGUCCUUGGGAAUUUUGAAGAAGCAAUUGUUUGCUGUCAGAGGCACCUUGAUAUUUCGAGAGAUCUAGGUGAUAAGGUGGGAGAAGCCAGAGCUUUGUAUAAUCUUGGAAAUGUGUAUCACUCCAAAGGUAAAAGCGCUGCCUGUGCAGGUACCCAUGAUCCAGGGGAAUUUCCAGAUGACGUUAAAACUGCCUUGAGGAAAGCUGCAGAUUAUUAUCAGGACAACCUGACAAUUGUAACAGAAUUGGGAGAUAGAGCUGCCCAAGGACGUGCCUAUGGAAACUUGGGAAAUACACAUUAUCUUCUGGGCAACUUCCGAAGUGCUGUUACUGCCCAUGAACAGCGCCUUUUGAUUGCAAAAGAAUUUGGUGAUAGAGCUGCAGAAAGAAGAGCCUACAGUAAUCUUGGAAAUGCCUAUAUCUUCCUGGGAGAAUUUGAAACUGCUGCUGAAUAUUAUAAGAAAACAUUACAACUUGCAAGGCAGCUUAAAGAUAGGGCUGUGGAAGCCCAGGCCUGUUACAGCCUUGGAAACACCCAUACCUUACUUCAGGAUUAUGAGAAGGCCAUAGAUUAUCAUCUGAAACAUUUAGCAAUUGCUGAAGAAUUAAACGACAGAAUUGGUGAAGGAAGAGCAUGCUGGAGUUUAGGGAAUGCAUGCACAGCUUUGGGGAAUCAUGAUCAAGCUAUGCAUUAUGCAGAAAAGCAUUUAGAUAUUUCAAGAGAGGUUGGAGAUAAGACUGGAGAAUUGACAGCUAAGCUUAAUCUCUCAGAUCUUCAAAUGGUGCUUGGUCUUAGUUUCAGCACAAACAACUCUGUGAUGACUGAAAAUCAGAUUCCAGAUUAUAACUUGAAUGGUACUAAACAGAGGUUAGGGCGUCGCCAUAGUAUGGAAAAAUUGGAACUUAUGAAACUAACACCUGAGAAGGUUCAGGAUUGGAACAGUGAAAUUCUAGCUAAACAGAAACCAUUGAUUCCCAAACCUUCAGCAAAACUGCACUUUGUAAAUCGAUUGAAAGGGAAAAAAUACAAAAACAUUACUUCUUCUAAAGUUCUUCAGGAUACGAGUAACUCUAUUGACCAUCAACUAAAUUCACAGAAGAAAAGCAGCUUAGACGUCCCUGGAGACGAAGGAUUUUUUGACUUGUUGAGCCGAUUUCAGAGCAACCGAAUGGAUGAUCAGCGAUAUUGUUUCCAGGACAGGAACAGAAUGACAGUGACGGCUUCUGCCACAACAUCCAGAAUUAUGCAAAAAUCCUUUUCUGCUUCAAUGCUCUCUCCACAUACAGAUGAAUUUUUAGAUAUGCUUGCUAGUUCUCAGAGUAGACGUUUAGAUGAUCAGCGGGCCAGUGCCAGCAAUUUACCUGGGCUUCGUCUUAAUCAACAUAAUAGUCAGUCCGUCCUUGGUCACCUGAUGGCCAGCAAAAACAGCGAACCAGAUGAUGACUUCUUUGAUAUAUUAAUAAAAUGCCAGGGCUCUCGAUUAGAUGACCAGAGAUGUGAACCACCACCAAACAUUCCAAAAGGACCAACCGUUCCUGAUGAAGAUUUCUUCAGCCUUAUUUUGAGAUCGCAGGAGAACAGAAUGGAUGAACAGAGAGUCUUUCCACCAUCUAAUUUGAAGAGGCCAAAUUCUACCUAAUGGACCUAAGCUCAAGUGAAAGAACAAGGGAGGAUUAUGUAAAGCAGCAGCAGAUAGUUUACAUAUAAUGCCUUCAGGGGAAAAAUAUAUAUAUAUAUAUUGAAAAUAUUCAGUAUGUGUACAUAGAAUACGGUACAGUCAUUACUACCACGGCUUAAAAUCGGGCAUUUAAUACUGGUUCUAAAGUCAUCUGUAUAGUCUUAUUUCCAUACUGUCUGCUUUUCUGUUCAUUUCUCUUUAUGUAGAUAUACUGUUUUCCUUUAUUAAUACAAUUUGUGUUUAAGGUACUUUUGUCACAAAUUUUGGACAACUAUUUCUGCUAAAAUAUGUAAACUGUAGAAAUAAAUUCAUUUUCUAAUUUUUACAUAUUACAGAAGGUUUUAAAAUGAAUGGUAUUGUGGUUUUUUUAAAAAAAUUUUUUAAUACUGUUGUGUUUUUUAUGUUUUUAUCUAUAAAACAGUAUUAAGUCGAUGCAAGGAAAAAAAGCCAAUUCAGUUUAGGCCAUGAACAAAGUAUCCAAAGCCUUCAUCAUCACCUCUCAUUGAGUUUUAAA
This is a messenger RNA of Thamnophis sirtalis, 2788 nucleotides long. Lineage: Eukaryota; Metazoa; Chordata; Lepidosauria; Squamata; Natricidae. The record is from RefSeq and is a predicted model, not a curated record.